UCUCUCUCUCUCUCUCUCUCUCUCUCUCUCUCUCUCUCUCUCUCUGCCUCUCUCUCUCUCUCUCUCACUCUCUCUCUCUCUCUCAUUCCGCUUAUCUCACCCUAUUCAUCUCCUUAAUUUUCUACUUCUGCCCCUCCGUCUCCCCAAUAAGAUUUUCUUAAUUAAAAAAAAAAUCUUGAAUGAUUUUGAAUAAAAACGUGAAUCUGUCUACACUUAUUAGUAUAGACAAUCUGACAUACAGUAGUAUUCAGAUAUAUCAGAAAUUAAUUCGAUAUAAAAGUAACAUCAGAUACAAACUAGAAUUACCAAUACAUACUUCGGUAUAAAACAAAAAACAUGACUGAAAAAAUGUUAACUACCCACUGGGUCAUUUUACAUACAAGCACUGGGUCAUUUUACAUACAAGCACUGCCCGCUGACCUUGAAGAAAACGCAAAUCUUUCGAAGUGUGCCACGGAGCACUUACCUUGACCUCCUCCCACAAGUGGCACUGAUGCAGAAAAUUUAAAUCGGGUUUAACUUACCCCUUGCGGUUAUUUGAGAAUGAUUUGAUGAUUGAGGAGUUGAGUAGAGAGUGAGUAGGUUUUAAGUGACCGGUGUUGAAAAGCGUAUGAACGGGAAUAAAGAAUUUUAGAAGGGUUGUGAGAGGUAUGCAAUUCACAUUUUAGUGUUGUAUGUUCGUUACAUACCCCCCCCCCCCCCCGGAAAAAAAAAUACUGCUGAUGAUGAUAAAAUCGAAACGUUAAUUACACAUGCCUAGUCAUUUUUUUGAACGAUUAUAGAUUUUAACUUCAAUCAGACUUGCAUGACUCGAUUCAUUUUUGGUGCAAUGGAAUUAUCCAAAAGAAAUGUGAUUUGAAGUUCCAAAGAGUAUUUUUUAAUUAUAGAAUGACAAGACACGCAAUCUAAUUGAUAAAAUAACAAAAGAACGUCCUGUUUUCUUGUAUAGCGUUGUAUUUUCUUUUUCUAUCGUUAGUUGAUGCUGUUGAUAAUAGUAAUAUAUACGUUUUUCAUUAAGAUAAGGAAAAAAAAAAAAAACAAGGAAAAUAAGGAAAAACGACAAUCGUGGAAAGUAGCGUUUGUAACACUAAUAACAAUAGUAUGAAUAAUUAAUAGGCACUGUCUUGAAUAUGAGACUGUGGCCUCAGUUUAAAUAACCCAAUUAAUGUUUAUAGAUAUAAGCGCGAAAAAAAUCGUAAAUCUGUUGAUAUAAUGUUACAUUUACAACAGAGUGACCGAUGCUGAGAUGGUAUCAACUCAAAUUAUUUUUUAAAAGAAGGUAGAAGUAACGGCAGGAUUGAUACACAUAGCUUGAGUAUGAACAUAGGAACAUAGCUGGCAAUUAUUUAUUUAGAUAUAAAGAUAUCUAGUUAUAUAUAAUUUUAAUCUUAUCAACCAAAUACCAUUGGUUUACAAUCAAAUCCUUUCAUUCGAAAAAAAAACAGGCAGGCUAAUAAAUUUUCUGUAGUAUUCAUAAUUCUUGAUAUGCAAGAGUCGGUCUAAGAAUGGAUAAAGUCACUUCUCUUCAAUAUUCUGAAUCUUUCAUUCGUGUGGACCUGAAGUUACUUAGAUAUUACUUAGAAAGUUUAAUUUAAUUUUUUUUUUUUUAAUUAUUUUCCGCUUAUCAUUUAUUUCUUCAUUCGAAGGCCGAACGUGCACUUGACAAGUUCAUAACACGUUCUAAGCUGACCCGCCGCCACAGCGUCUCUCCGCCCAUCACCGCAGCCGCGAGCGCCGCCCACCGCUGUCGCCGCCAUGUCCUCCUCGUGCGUCCCCCCCAAGAACUGCGUCGUCCACGACCCCGACCCCGGCUGCCACGACAACGAUGACUCCCGCAGUGAGUGCGGGUCCCUCUGCACGUGUACUUCGAGCAGCAUGACCUCCAUCGCCACCUCCAUCAGCAGAGAUCCGCGAGGGUCCUCGGUGUCCCUCGCCAGCCCGGCCGUGUCCUCGGCGCCCAACGGCACCCCGGCGUCCCCGCAGGCCCAGGAGACGAGCGACAACCCCUUCAUCGUAGUGUUCGUCCCCUCACAGAUGCUCUCGGGGCGCCGCGGCUGCGGAACCUGUGGGACCUGCUACGGGGAGGGGGCGAUGCAAACGGCGCUGCGGGUGAUCCUCCGGACGGCGUGUGAGUUCUGCCCGUGGGUAGCCGGCUUCGUGGUCAUCUACUACACCUUCUACUGGUGGGGCCUCGGCUCUGGCUUCUCUGCCUUCCUCUUGAUGAUGGGGACGCACGCGCUCAUCCGCUUCAUCAGGGCUCGAAGCAGCGCCAAGUGCUUGUUCAAGUGCUCUCGCCGGGGCAACGCCGACGCCCCCAACGCGGAGGAGGAGGAGAACGGGGAGGAAGGAAGCGGCCAGGAGGAGCAGACAGAAGAGACAGAGAGGCCCCCAGACAUUACUCUGGAGGAACCACCGUCUUACGAAGUAGCGGUGGUGAAACCGCCGCCUUAUGACUUGUACCACCACCUCACGCCGACUCAGCCCCGCAGCGCACUGCAAGCGCCGCCAAUCACGGAGAAAAAGCUGCAAAAGUCACAGUUCCUGGGAUUGUCCAAUUUGCAACAGCCCCCCAGUGUCACCGAUGACGAAGACGACGAUGUCUUUCUGCCAUCUUACCAGGAAGCCGUUAGACUCUCCUUCAAAAGUGAAAGAAAGUCUGAGGGCUAGGAUUCGCCCUUGGAAAGGAGCCCCACGAAACUGGUGGUACAUCAUCAAGCGUGGAGUCAACGCACCGGCUCGGCGCUCGUGGGAGAGGCAGAGAAGGGAACGCCUCCGCAGUGAAACGUCGUCACGGGCAUGCCUGUCGGGUUCCUUCGCGGUUCUACUCGUCUUCUACAGGCCGUCGAAGGGCGUCGUGACGACAGGCCUUAAUAGGCUAAGUCUCAGCGAGCUUUACUAGCAAGGGGGAGUCCGUUUCGACUUUAAACAGUGAAUAAAUUUCAGUGCUGAACGCUUAAGAAAGAAAUCAGGGACGCAGAAGGAAGUUUGGCUAAUACUGUAGUGAAGUAACUGUAACAUUAAUACCAUUAGCCCAGCGAUCUUAACCACCCUAUUUCGUCUCACACUCUUGGAGACCAACUUGAGCUCGGGUGUAUUCCGAGGUAUAAGUCACAAAUACACCUGAUAAGCCCAUUCCAGGAGCAUUUAUCCGGGUACUAAAGGCACUCCGAUAUAACUCAUCCAACACACCUAAACGGACUAAAUACCUUUGUUAAAGUUAAACAUGACAGAGAGUAUGGUAGUAUGUUCUAGGUCGUUAGUCAAUAUAUUUACGGUGAAAUCACAAUUCACAUGGGUGUCGUUAAUCCAGUAGACUAUUAGAUAUUUAUUUAUAACUAUUUCUCAUUUUUCUCUUUCUCGCUCACUGUCUCUAAUCUUCACAUGCGUGUCUUCUCAACAGAAGGCAUAUAUUCGCAUGCCAUUCUUCGUUGUUCAUUUCGCGAGUCAUAGAGGGCAUUGUCCAAUAUCAUGUGGGUUUUUUUUAUCAAGUCACUAUUAAUUAUUUCUUGGUGAGUUUUCCAGAUGUUUUUUACGUCAUUAAAUAUAUUUAUUGGACUUAAAUACAAAUACAAAAGGCCAGUAUAUAAGAACUUUUUCUGUCGUUUGUGGCAAAGAAAUGCGUUCUUCCAUUUGUACCGAAACGUUUAAUAAAUCUUGUUUAGGUA
This is a messenger RNA of Penaeus chinensis, 3665 nucleotides long. RefSeq lists its product as uncharacterized. The transcript is spliced from 3 exons. Lineage: Eukaryota; Metazoa; Arthropoda; Malacostraca; Decapoda; Penaeidae. The record is from RefSeq and is a predicted model, not a curated record. The coding region runs from base 1756 to 2667 and encodes 303 amino acids.